Messenger RNA from Medicago truncatula (barrel medic), 2005 nucleotides. Its product is annotated as zinc finger CCCH domain-containing protein 37. Gene Ontology annotation, molecular function: metal ion binding; mRNA binding. The transcript is spliced from 11 exons. The record is from RefSeq and is a predicted model, not a curated record. Bases 262 to 1800 code for a protein of 512 amino acids. Lineage: Eukaryota; Viridiplantae; Streptophyta; Magnoliopsida; Fabales; Fabaceae.
UUCCAACAUCCUAUCUAACACAUAUUUUUUAAAACUUUGUUUUUGAUUGAUUAAAUUAACAUGAGUUCCUUCAAAUCGUGUGAAUUUUAUAUAAAUUUAGUGAGAUUCAUGUAAAUUUUAAUCAAUGAGAAAAUCCUGAUGUAAAAUAGAUAGUUAUAUGUUCUGCAAUCAUUCAUCUUGUAUGAUUUUGAAAUGAACCAAUUCAACAUGAGAUUGACACCACUACCAUCCUUUUCUCAUUUCUCUUCAAUUUAAUAACAAAUGGAUAACCGAAUCUACACAUCCUCUUACAACAUCCCAACCGGAGCAGCUCCAUCAACAGCAUCACCCGACCCGAAUACAAUGUUCCUCGCUCACUAUCGCCGCACCGCCGAAGCCGCCGCCGCUGCUUCCUCCAUCCGCUACUCCUCCGAUUUCGACAUUGCUCCUCCUGGAGUUGCUUCUAGAAUCUCCACUACUAAUCCUUGGGCGAAUGCUUUCCCCUCCGCCGCUGCCGCCGUCGCCGCUGCUGCAACAAAUGUCGCCUCUGCCGCUUCACUUGAUCUUAAACGCUCUUCUGAUGCGCUCUACCAUCCAUCCAUUUUGAGUACAAUUGGGCAAAACGAAGCUUGGUAUACGUCAAACUCACUGGCCAAGCGCCCUAGAUAUGAAACCGGAAGUACUUUGCCUAUUUAUCCACAGAGGCCAGGAGAGAAGGAUUGUGCCCACUAUAUGCUAACAAGAACCUGUAAAUUUGGAGAGAGCUGCAAGUUCGAUCAUCCUAUUUGGGUUCCUGCGGGUGGAAUCCCAGAUUGGAAAGAGGUUCCAAAUAUUGUUCCAAGUGAAACUCUUCCUGAGAGACCUGGAGAACCAGAUUGUCCGUUCUUUCUGAAAACUCAAAAAUGCAAGUUUGGUACAAAGUGCAAAUUUAAUCAUCCAAAUGUUCCCUCUGAAAAUGACGAUGUUUCUGGCUUACCUGAGAGGCCACAGGAGCCCCCUUGCGCGUUCUACUUGAAAACUGGAAAAUGUAAAUACGGUGCUGCAUGCAAAUUCCAUCACCCCAAGGAUAUCCAGAUUCAAUUAUCUGAUGAUUUGAGCCGCACUGUUGAGCAGACACAAACAAAUUCUUCUGUGUUUGAUGGGGCAAUAGGAGAUACACAGUCAAUUAUGCCUCUUAUAUCUCCACUGUCGCAUAAUAGCAAAGGGCUUCCUGUGAGACCGCGGGAAGUGGAUUGUCCAUUCUACAUGAAAACUGGAAGUUGCAAGUUCGGUGCCAGUUGCCGCUACAAUCAUCCCGACAUGAAUGCCAUUAAUCCACCUGUGUCUGCAUUGGGCCCUUCUGUUUUGGCGUCCUCAACUGCUAAUCUUAACAUGGGAGCUAUUAAUCCAGCUGCAUCUUUUUAUCAAGCUUUUGACCCCAGUCUGUCAAAUCCAAUGUCUCAGGUGGGAGUAACAGGGACUAUCUAUCCUCAGCGCCCUGGACAGAUUGAAUGUGAUUUCUAUAUGAAAUCUGGCAUAUGUAAAUUUGGGGAAAGAUGCAAGUACCAUCACCCAAUCGACCGCACAACAUCACUGUCAAAACUGCAAUCAAAUGUUAAACUUACUGCUGCAGGGUUACCAAGAAGAGAGGGUGUUGAGAUCUGCCCAUAUUAUUUAAAAACUGCAACAUGCAAGUUUGGCGCAACAUGCAAAUUUGACCAUCCACCACCAGGAGAAGUGAUGGAGAUGGCUAAGUCACAAGGAGCUUCUACAACCAAUGGAGGAGAAACGGAGACCAACGAAGAUGUGCCUGUGCCUGGUUCUGCUCCGGAACAAUAUUGAGAUCAUGCUUGAAAUUACAGUCUAUUUUCGAGUCUUUUUCACCUUGUUUUAUUUCAUUACAUGUCUUGAAUAACUCUAUCAGAAGACCUGUUUUACUUUCUUUACUGGCAAAUUUCUCUCUGGAUUGGUAUCAGUGCUUAUUUGGUUAGUUGACCUAUGAAAGUUAUGGUCAACUAUAGUUUUAUAAUCAUAAUCAUUAACAUAA